AUGGAUUUAAACUAUUUAUUGAAUGAUGAUCGAUCAAACAAUGCUAAAGAUUUAAUCAAAGAAAUCGAAGACUUGCGUAGAGAAUUUAAUGAAAAUUAUAAUGAUCCAAAGUUCAUCAGCCAAAAGAGUGCAAAUAUUAAGAAUAUCAAAGAUAACGAUAACGAUAACGAUAACAAUAACGAAAACGAAAACGAUAAACAAAAUAACAACCUCAAUCACCAAGAAUCCUCAAUCUCAAAAUUACAUUCUGAAAACUUAAAAUUAUUAGCCAUACUAAAUGAUACAAAAAUAAUAAACCAAAAUGAUCCAAUAUCAAGUUCCAUUCCCAUAAACUUUGAUCAUACAAAUAACGCUGAUUCCCUCAUUAUCCAAAAUUCAAAUCAAAUCAAAAUCGAAAACAUUAAUCAAAAAAAUAACUUUCAUUCUCCAAAUUCUACUACUGAUCAAUCUUUCUUUGUGGAAAACGUAUCUGAAAGAUUGAAAAGAUCUGCAAAAAAGAAAAUAUCCUAUUUCAAUCAAAAUGACAAUCUUUUAAUUGAAAUAAAUUCACCAAAUAAUAAUUCAAAAACAAAAGUAAAAACGAAACAAAAAACAAAAACAAAAACAGCAAGCAAAAAGAAUAAAAAUAGAAAAGAUAAUCUUCCAUCAAAAUCCCCACCAAAAAAACAAAAAAACAAAAAAAAAUCAUAUAUAUCUAAUCAAUUUAUUGAUAUCUCAGAUGAUGAUAACUAUCAUGAAUCCAAAAAUAUCCCCACUUCUUCAUCUACCAAUUCUCAAAGUUCAUCUUUUACUAAUAAAAUCACUGAUAUUAAUUUAAAAAAUCUAAUAAAUCACAGUUCGUCACAGAGAUUAGUAAAUGAUUCUUUGCCUUCAAAAAUUCACGCCGGAAUAAUAGAAUUAAGUGAUGGGGACGAUAUUGAAGUUGAUACUGUCGAAUAUCAAGGUAAAAAAAGAAAAAAAGAAAACAAUCUUAUUAUUGAAAUAAAUAGUUCUCCAAGAGACCACAAUAGUGAUGGAAUAAAAAGAGCUAAGAAAAGAAACUCCAGAAAUAUUAUUCUGAAUUCUGAGAGCGAUGGCAAUUUUAGUUAUUUUGGAGAUGAAGAUAUAACACUAGAUCUUGAAAAAUCUAAUGAAAAAAAGAAAGACAUUACAGAACUAAAUAAUAAAAAUGGAAUUGAAAUAGAUGUACCGAAAAAUUUAGUUGAGGUUGAGAAAAAUAAAAAAUCAAAGCUACUUGUAAAAAUUCAAAUCAAUUCAAAAAAAUUAACCAACUUGGCUGCAAAAAAUACUACUGAUACCCAAGAUAAUCUGUUACAAUUGAAUGAACCAAAUCAAGAAAAACAUAAAAAACCCUCAAAAAAACUUGACAAAAUCAAUAAAAGGAUUAAAUCAAAGGAUAUUGAAAUGAAAGAUAAACCAAGUUCUCAUUUAAAAAUCAAAACUGGCCAUCUUCAAGUCAAUAAUAAUGAUAAUGAUAAUGAUAAUAAAAAUAAUAAUGAUAAUAACAAUAAUGAUAAUAAUGAAAAAACCAAGCAGGGAAAUAAAACAAAAGAUCCUCCAAAGGAAAAAUUUUCUGAGAUUGUAACAAGUAUAUUGUCUGAUAGUAAUAAAGUCCUACAGCAAAGAACAAUUGCAAAGAAAACUUCAAACAAGAAAAAAAGAGAAAAAUCUCUUGGUGAAUUGUGUUCUAAAACCAAUUUUAGGCCUUAUAGAGUAGGGUUGUCAAAAAGAGUUAAAAUAGAUCACUUACAUGAGUAUUUAAAAAAGGAAACAAAAAAUACAUAA
This is a messenger RNA of Ascoidea rubescens DSM 1968, 1785 nucleotides long. RefSeq lists its product as uncharacterized. The record is from RefSeq and is a predicted model, not a curated record. NCBI's taxonomy places the organism in Eukaryota, Fungi, Ascomycota, Saccharomycetes, Ascoideales, Ascoideaceae. The transcript has a single exon. The coding region runs from base 1 to 1785 and encodes 594 amino acids.